Closterium sp. NIES-65 is the source of this 924-nucleotide messenger RNA. Lineage: Eukaryota; Viridiplantae; Streptophyta; Zygnematophyceae; Desmidiales; Closteriaceae. The record is from the annotation of a GenBank genome assembly.
AUGCGGGACCCGCGGGGCGCCAAGCCGCCCCUGGGCCCGGUACGCCUUGUGCUGCCCGUGCCUGUGCUGCCCGUGCCUGUGCUGCCCGUGCCUGUGCUGCCCGUGCCUGUGCUGCCUGUGCCUGUUGCUGCCCGUGCCUGUUGCUGCCCGUGCCUGUGCUGCCCGUGCCUGUUGCUGCCCGUGCCUGCGCUGCCCGUGCCUGUGCUGCCCGUGCCUGUGCUGCCCGUGCCUGUUGCUGCCCGUGCCUGUGCUGCCCGUGCCUGUGCUGCCCGUGCCUGUGCUGCCCGUGCCUGUGCUGCCUGUGCCUGUUGCUGCCCGUGCCUGUGCUGCCCGUGCCUGUGCUGCCCGUGCCUGUGCUGCCCGUGCCUGUUGCUGCCCGUGCCUGUGCUGCCCGUGCCUGUUGCUGCCCGUGCCUGUGCUGCCCGUGCCUGUGCUGCCCGUGCCUGUGCUGCCCGUGCCCAUGCUGCCCGUGCCUGUUGCUGCCCGUGCCUGUGCUGCCCGUGCCUGUGCUGCCCGUGCCUGUGCUGCCCGUGCCUGUGCUGCCUGUGCCUGUUGCUGCCCGUGCCUGUGCUGCCCGUGCCUGUGCUGCCCGUGCCUGUUGCUGCCCGUGCCUGUGCUGCCCGUGCCUGUUGCUGCCCGUGCCUGUGCUGCCCGUGCCUGUGCUGCCCGUGCCUGUGCUGCCCGUGCCCGUGCUGCCCGUGCCUGUUGCUGCCCGUGCCUGUGCUGCCCGUGCCUGUGCUGCCCGUGCUUGUGCUGCCCGUGCCUAUGCUGCCUGUGCCUGUUGCUGCCCGUGCCUGUGCUGCCCGUGCCUGUGCUGCCCGUGCCUGUGCUGCCCGUGCCUGUUACUGCCCGUGUCUCGUGCUCGCGCCCCCGUGCGCUCUGCUACUUCUUCCCUUCCUCCCCGUCAGGCCCUUCCGUCUAUAG